AAAUUUUUCGCUUCCUUUCUAUAGCCAUGCCAUUUCACUUCUACCUUGUCCCGAAGCACCUUGUCGAGGUUGGUGGUGAGGUAUAGCGUGGUACGUAACCCACCUCCAGCCACACCAAACACAUCCCCGCACGUCUCAGCACCCACCAGCACCCACCAGCACAACACGUCCAUCUGCACCAGCGGCAGAGAUAUCCGCCUGACUGGAACAGCCCACGUCAGAUGCACCUCCUGUCAUGGCAUCAGCAUCCGGCCUUGUGCAGCUGUGCCCUGUCCGCAUCGUCAUAAUGACGUAGCGCCCGUCACCCGGCCGCAGCUCCACACUCAUACUAUCAAUUAUCUACACGGAGCGCACCCAUCGCAAGCUUUUUCCACUCGAGCCAACAAUUCACUCUAUCUUGUAUUAGAACUCUAAUCAGCUACUCCAGAGAUGGCUUCCAUAUCCAUCAGCGCCCCGGGCGCCUCCGGCUUCCUUUACAACAAUGCCAACUUGGGCACGUCGCGCGUGUGCAUUACUGCCGAGACCCCGGAUUUCGAUACCCAGACGCUCCGGGCGUGGUCGGAUGAGGGGUUCGAUGUUGUGUAUGCGCCGUUUAAUAAUGGGGGGACGCAGUAUGAAGCGCGAUUGAAGUCGGUCAAGGAUGGGUUGGGGGUGGGGGAUAAUUAUGCGGUGAUUGCAUUCGGUGAUGCUGCGUCUUAUUGUUUGGAAUAUUAUCGCAAAUCUACCAACUGUAGUCGGCUUUGCGCCCUCAUCGCUUACUAUCCUACUACUAUCCCCGACACGCGAUCGCGAUUCCCGUUCUCGGUGCGGGUAUUGACCCAUCUGGCGGGCAGUACGGUGGACGUGGUCACCAUUCCGACGGUGAUCGGACUCCAGGGGAAGAAGCACCGCUCGACACGGCAGAUCAACCCGGGGAUCGGGACCGGGGAGAGGCUGCAGAUCGGAUGGCCCGCGUUCACGUAUGAGUCGGCACAGCCGGGCUUCGCGGAACAUGAUCUGGAAGAGUAUGAUCGGUUGGCGUCGGACCUGGCGUGGAGUCGCACGUUGGGGGUGCUGCGGAAGGCAUUCGGCAAGGACUUGGAUUUGGAGGCACGGUGGGAGGACCUCUUGGAGGCUCGUUUCUUCUCCAUGAACCUCAACUCCACGAUGGAGCCGUACCUCACUCACCUGAACCCCACGCUCACAUGCACGCCUACAAUGAGCGGCGCCAUCGGAACCCAUGCGCUGCGUCGGUUCUAUGAGCAACACUUCCUGCGCAAGCUGCCCCCGUCCAUGCGUCUGCGUUUGAUUUCUCGCACCGUCGGGGCGGACCGUAUCGUCGAUGAGCUGUAUUGCUCAUUCGAGCAUACGCAGGAGAUCCCAUGGUUGCUUCCUGGCGUUCCUCCGACGAACCGACGGGUGGAGGUCAUUCUGGUCAGCAUUAUGAGUCUGCGCGCUGGUCGACUGUACUCGGAGCACAUGUACUGGGACCAAGCCAGCGUGCUGGUCCAGGUGGGACUGCUGGAUCCGAAGCAGGUCCCCGAAGGUGCGCCGGAGGGCGUAGAUCGACUGCCAGUUAUUGGACGCGAGGCUGCUCGACGAAUUGUCGAGGAAGAUCCUGAGGCCGAGGGCCGGGACUACCACAAUCGGCUGAUCCGACGGGCGCGGGCCAAGAAGGGCAAAGACAAGGCUCCCGAGGAGUCAGGAACGGAACUCGCCAAGAGUGAUGCCGAGAAGCCCGUAGGCGAGAACAAGGGAAAGAAUGUCCAGCGGAAUGGGCAGCAGAAUGGCAAGGAAAGCGAUGGACUGGGCAAUGCGCAUGGAGUAGGCCAGGACGAAGACAGAGAGCACCAGGACGGCGCACCAAAGACCCCGACGGCUGCCACAGUCGAGGACACGAAAAGCGAUGACUGAAUCUCUUAUACCCUGAUUUACAAUCUACAUAGUUUCCCACCUGUUUGUACUAGCAGUAUCCCAUGAGCCCUAUAGCAUGAAUCCAUACUAGCAAUGCACCAUCACCACCCCUUCCACGGCACCCACGUCUCCCUCACCACAUCCUCCUCAUCCACCACAUAAUACACGAAAUGCUGCGCCGCCGUAAUGCACGCAUGCUGACAAUGCAACAGGACCUUUUGCC
Messenger RNA from Aspergillus ibericus CBS 121593, 2116 nucleotides. RefSeq names its product dienelactone hydrolase. Lineage: Eukaryota; Fungi; Ascomycota; Eurotiomycetes; Eurotiales; Aspergillaceae. The coding region runs from base 430 to 1893 and encodes 487 amino acids. The transcript has 3 exons. The record is from RefSeq and is a predicted model, not a curated record. Gene Ontology annotation, biological process: polyketide metabolic process.